AUGAAUAAUGCCGAUCUCUUUCGAGAUCCUAUUGCAAUGACAGAUCCAGUACAUGUUGCUGGAGAAGAUCAUAUCUUGGCUAAAUUUCGAGAAGGAAAGAGCAAUCCAUACAGCUACAGAUAUGUGUCGCUGUGUGACGAAUACAGUCUUCCGGUGGACUUCGUCAACAAGCGGAGGCCCCACAGUUUUGGCGCCGGGCUUGCCAACUGGACCACUCCCAGUCCGGCAGGCGAACAGGUGGAGGUAGUCGAGGCGUACUGCGACCCCCGGGACUCUAAGGCGUACUUAGAACCCGGUGAAGAGGCGAGUGGCAAGCUAUAUACCAGUCCCGACAGAGACUACUCCCAGCCAUACACAGAUGGGUCUUCGGAAGCGAAGGCGUCCGAUCUCGACGAUGACGGCGUGUACGAGGACGUGGGCCUGCCUGUAGAGGGAGCAGAGGACGCCGCCGCCGCCGCCACCGUCACCGCCUGCGUCACAGUCGUCUGCGUCAGCGCUGACAGCGAGCAGCGCACGCCGCUGCACCCUGCCGCGGGGGCCGAGCGCCGCAACAGAUCGCCCUACUACUACGCCGACCUCUUCCGGGAGCGCGACGAACCAGAGCCGCCGCCCCCGCCGCUGCCAGCGCCCUCUCUGCGCCGCCAGCAACAGGGGUACCGCAAGUGCGUGAGCCUCGACGCGGCCGCGCCUUCGUGCCCCGCCAGCCAGCAGCGGCCGAGUGCUGCGGCAGGGGCUCGCGCCUACCGCAAGAGCGCCAGCCUCGACGCCACGCCGCUGGCGGCGCUGCUGCUAGAGGCGCCCCCCUCCACACACCAGCAGCAGCAGCCAGCCCCACAGCCCGGGGGACAUGCGCCCAUGCCGCCCCAGCACCGACGGGUCGCUGCCUACCAGCAGGUGGCGUCGUGUUCCUGCGCGGGCGGAAGCGCGACGGAAGAGCCCGGGCAGCCGCAGCAGGCUACGCCUCCGCUAGGCGACGGCGCACGCUUCAGCGACAGCGACGCGGACCUCGACGACGAGUACCUGGACAUGAGCGGGCAGCCGCGCGCGCGCCGGCACAUCUACGAGACGGCGUUCGACUGCCGCGUCGACCGCGCAGCCGCCACCGACGACACCGAGGACAUCGACCGCCUCUCCAACCACCCUGCACUGCACGGUUUCUCCAAGCCCAGCGCGACGCCAGCGGCCGCCGCCCCCGGAGUGGUGUCUUUCGCUCCGCGCGCCGGUCCCUCUGACGACCCGUCCGGCCCGGGCAUCUUCACACCCAAGGACCUCCGCCGGCGCGUGCACCAGCGCCGCGUCACGCUCGUCGACGACACCAGCCUGUCGCGGGACCUCGACUCGCUCGACCUGGACGAGGACGACGAAGAGGAGUCGCGCCCGGCGACUGCGGCCGCGGGCGCCGCUGCGGGGGCGGUGGGGGCGGCGCCGUCCCCGCCGUCUACGGCGCCGCUGCCCGCCAAGUUCAGCAAGGCUCCGGGGGCGGGCGCGGGGGCGGCUUCCGGCGCUCGCAGCGCACCCUGCCUGCCCGCCUCCGCUCCCGAGUCCGGAACCGCCGCUGGCCGCCUGAAGGACGCGCGGCUGCCCGUCAAGUCGCUGCGAGCCAGGGAGUUACCACGGCGCGAAAUGCAUCACCACCACCACCACCAGAACGGCCGGCCGGCGGCGGGCAGCAAGUUCUCCAGCACGGAGAGCAUGGCGACCAGCAGCAGCGGCGGCAGCCUCGAGUCCAUCCGCUCCAGCACCAGCGAGGGCAACCGCUCCACCAGCAGCUCCGACAGCCGGCGCAGCACCUCGCUCAGCUCGCACAGCUCAGACUCCAGCGGCGCCGACAGGUACCACCUGCCUCUGGGGAGCGGCAUGCAGACGACGCCCGGCAGCGGACUGGGCGGCGGCGUAGGCGGCGGCAUGGGUCGCUUCAGCAACAAACUGCACAUCCUGUCGCCCAUUUCCGACAAGUCGUCGCAGGAGCCCGCCUCCUCCACCGAGACGUCGGACAACAACCGCAACAACAACAGCACGCGCGCCUCGCCAGAGGACCAGGGUGGAAUCACCCCCACCAACGAGACCAACACCAACACCAACGUCACCGCCACCAUCACCACCAGCAACGGGCCCGGCGGUGCAGUGACGCAGGCGGAAGGGCGGUUCGCGAAGCGGCAGCGGGCGCCGCAGAACCGCAACCUGAUCAACCUGAUGGGCCUCCACCAGUCGUCUGGCGAGGCCGAGGUCCAGGGCUCCGACAGCGGCAUCUCCAUAGAGUCGCGCACCGGCCACCAGCACCACCACGCGGCCGGCGACUUCUCGGAGCUACCGUUCGACAUGCCCAAGUUGCGGCGGCGGCAGCGCCAACUGCAGCUGCAACAGCAGCAGCUGCUGGGCGACCCCAGGGCUCCCGGGACGGCGACAUCCGCGGCGCCGGGGGGCGGCGGCGCGGCUCGCAGCAGCGACGCCUCCUCCGUGGACCUCGCUGACCUGCCCUUCGACAUGCCCAAGCUGCGGCGGCGCAUGCGCAACUCGCUCGGCGCCGGGCUGGCGCUCUCGUCGGCCGACGCGGGCAGCACCGAGUCCAGCGCCUCUUCGAGCCAGGGUGGCCGAAGGGACAGCCAAGGUGUGUGCGCGCGGCCCGGCCUCAGCCUGAACUUGGGUGGCGGUGACGCGUCGUCGUCCGCAUCGCCUCUUCGACGGCCAGCGCUGUCGCUCGACCUGCCGGCGGGAGUCGCGGCGCAGCCGGGCUCCAUCGACGUCUCCUUGCCGCUCGAGAGGCAGGGGUGGUAUCAUGGUGCCUUGUCCAGAGUGGAGGCUGAGAAUGUCCUCAGAGUCCUCCGUGAGGGCUCAUACUUGGUGCGCAACAGCGAGUCAGCCAGACACGACUAUUCACUGUCACUGAAGGGUGCCCGUGGAUUUAUGCACAUGCGUAUCCAGCAAAACAAAGAAUCAGGCAAAUUCAUCCUCGGCCAGUUCAGCAAACCAUUUGACAAUAUUCCUGAGAUGAUUCAGCACUACACAGUCAACCAAUUACCAAUCAGAGGAGCAGAGCAUAUGUGCUUACUGCAUCCAGUGAUAGAACAAUUGCUCUAGCUACUCUCCAGUCCGCCGUGGAUCAUACUGCGGCAGGACUUGUGACUUCAUCGGAUGCUGCUAUUGCUAUGUAUGAAGAAAGUGGGUAUCAUUCAGAACACUGAAUGUCUUACCUACUAACUCAUAAACUGCAGGUGUAAAUCAGUUACCUUGACCUGAGGGAAAAGUAAUCUUUCAACUGCUGCUGUAUGGUCAUGUUGAAUUAAUUCUGGAGCCAUUAUUUCAAACAGGCUGACAGAAAUUCUGGAAGAAAAUGGUCAGAUUUUUUUUUCUUUUUACCCAGAUGAGAUACCUUCAAGUAACAGACAAAAGAGAAAAGUCUGGAUAUGUCAUUACAUGAACAGUGCAGUGAUUAUAAUUUUGACACUAAUAAUGUUUUAUAACUUGUAUAGCUUUUUAGUAGAUUUAAGCCCAUUGUGCAAUGCCUGUAAAAUAGGAGUCCAUGUAGAUAGUUGUCAUGUGGAACAUUCCAAGCCAAAGAGUAGCUGUGAAGAAUUUUAUUAUACAUACAGAUAUCUAUCGACACAGAACAUAAAACAGUAGUUGCUGAACUAUAUUUCUUAGCUAGAAUAGGAUGUUUAUAUUUGUUGUUGCUGUGAUCUCAUUUUCUGUAUGUAUGAGGAGAAACAGUGUUUAUUUUGAAGAUGGGAAGAUUAUAUUUCAAUUGUAGUACUAUUAAGGCAGUUACGAGAGCCAUGUAACCGAGAAAUAUGGCAGAUGCAUCUUGAUUCUUAUGUUGAAGAUACUAGAAUAAUCCUAUUGGCAAAUUCUGUCUUUCAUAUUAUGUUAACAAAUAUUUUUUGUGUAUCUGAAACUGGUAGUAUUCUUGUCUGUUGUCAACAUCAGCCAUUGGAUGUGUGACAAAAAACUGUGCUUACCCUGUUCUGAUGAGCCUGGUCUUAUUUCCUGCUUUGCUCUAUAUAUUUUUGUGUUACGAGAAUGUCUUCUCUUAGUAAAUUUCCUUACUUUUAGUAUAUUUAAUACCUACAUUUAUUUGAAAAUUCAAAAACUCUUACUUCCUUCUGUAACACAAAAAAAUUUAAUUUUCCCUUUCUUUUCCUUGCAUCCUUUCAGUUUUCAUGCUAGAAAUUCUAUAAAAUAAAUGCGUUACAUGCUUUAAUUCAUUGAGAGCCCCAUUUUAUUACAGUGUAUGCCCUUGAAAGUAUGCUCAGUUCACAGCCAUCCGUCCACCAGUCUAUCUUACCGUCCUUUUGUUAAUGCAGACAACUGCAAGCUACCAGUGACAGCGAAGUAGUUUGUGACAUUUCCAGUGGCCCUGUAAUGUAAUUGCGAACAGGUCACCUGCCACUUUUACUUCCUCCUACAAUGUAAUAAUAUAUCUGUAAACUAGGCUACCUAUUUAAUGAAGUGGGCAAAAGUUUUUAUUAAAUUCAUUCUACUUUUGUAUACAUACUUGGUACCAGAAGUCCAUAAUGUCAAUGAGACUGAAUGAAAUUUAGAGCUUCCCCCUCCAAACUUUCACCUCUCAGAUUGGGAGACAUGUAUGUAGAACUUUUUAUAAAAAGUGUGAAAAAUUCUGAUUGUUUUUGUUGACUAUUGAACAGCUUCACGUUUGGCAGCAAAAGAAAAAUUGAUUAUAAAAAUGUCAAUAAUUUAAAUUACUCAUAUUACUGUAUUAUUUUAAAAUCAAAGAAUUACGCUGAUACUGAUUAUUUUGUGUAGCAUCUGUUGCAUAUGUCUGUGUCUAAUACCUACUGUAAACUUUGUCAGUGCAUAAUGCAUAGUUUUGUAUACGUUUCACUUGCCAGCCAAAGUACAAACUGAACUAUAACUGCAACCUGUGGUAACAAGCCCAAUAUGAGUAACUGCACAGACACGCAAACUGUAAAGCUGAGUCUCAUGUUGUAAAUGUAGUUACUGUAGGACCAAAACUAUAGGGCUUCCAUUCAAAACAACUGCUUGUGUUAAUAAUUUGUGUAUUUGAUUAAGCUGUCAACAUUGUUCAGUGCAUCUCACAGAAAGAUCUACAUACUAUACAUGAAAAACUGUCGCAAAAAUCUGUGAAAAUAAAAAUGCUUGUUACCUAUUCUUGUGGAAAAAGUUGCAUUUCACACAGAGAAUCAGAAAAUCUUGAAGACAGAUCUCUGUCAGCUGAAUGAAAAUCAGGCUUACUUUUACCAUCACAAUGAAACACAAAAAGAAAGUGUAGAGACAUAAGUUAGCUAUUAGGUAAGUUAUUGUUAGUUUGUUAGAAGAGAACAUCAUUCUCAGAGUUACCUCAACGACAAGUUCUCCAUACUGAAGAGGAGUCAGAAAUAACUGAAUGAAAGUGCAAUAUUAGUUUCUUUGUUGAUAGACAUUUAUAUUUGUAUUGAAUGUUGUGUGAAGGAAAAUAACUAAUACAAAAUGAAUACAGUUUAGAAUAUUACACAAGUUACCAUUCAUAAGACUUAGUAAUAACUAACUAAAUAAAUGACUUGUUAGAAAGAACAUUAUGAUUGAAAAUGUCAUGCCAUGAUUUAAAUGAAUAAAAUGAGUCUGAUAAUGUUUGAGGAAUCAAGACACCUUCUCUGGGUUUAUGUCACAUUUUCACAAUGUAGUAGGAUAAUAGGCCACUGAUGAUAUGAUUGCCUAAAAGGAGUCACAAGACAUAGUUCCUCCAGCAUUUUAGAUUUUCAUGCCACAUGUAGCACACAUUUCAUAUCUUAAAAUAUAAUAAAUAAAGUUUGUUGAACCCCAUUGUUCUCUAUAAAUAAGCUUUUUGGAUGAAAACAUUCAGCACUCCGUAUUAAAUUAAUACAAAUUUUGGACAAUAUGCAUACAGAAUAUUCCUGUCUCAGAAGGAAGCUUUCUUUGUGCCGCAUUUUUUGAAAACCUUGACAACUUAGUUAUUUCUAUUCCAGGUGCACUUCUCUAAUUAAAUUCUCAAAAUGUGCAGCAAAAUCAGAAUGGAAGAGCAGUAUAAAAUUAAAGGCAACAAUCAUGCAGCAAAUUAUAUAUCAAAUAUAAUUUUAAGAUAAUUCUUACAAUUAUUCAGCUGUAUCAAUAUGACAAAUGAUGAGUACUGAAUUGAAUCGAAUAGAUAAAUACACGAAUAAUAAGUUCUGACUGUGUUUUUGGCAUAAAGUCUUCCUAUCUUUUUCUCUCCAUGAAUUUCUGUUGAGUGUGCACAGAUGUGAUUUUAAACAAUUACUUGUGUAAUGUAGCUUUUACAUUAUAUACAAUAUAUGUUAUUUGCUGCAACAUAGUGUCAAAAUUGAAUACUUCGCACCCACGGCUGACAUACAAAUGAUAAUGUGAACACGUAUGUGAGAGACAGAAAUCUUCUAAAAAGAGUGUAAGCCAUUUACAUGUGUUAUUUUACUGGGAGAUACAGGAGGACCAAAGUUCUUUACAGCAUCAUUAUCUAACUUAUUUCCACCACCACAUACUUUCCUCCAUUUAUUUAAGAAAAUAAAGAUCAGAAGAAAGCCCCAUUUAUCAUACAUUGAUACAAUUUUGACUUAAAUGCAUAUUCAGUGAUAUUAUUAGAUAUUUCUCAGUUGGAAUGUGAGAGACAAGUGAGUAUUCCAUCAUAUUCUAUCAAAUGCUGUGCAUCAUAAAACAUAGCUUCACCCCAGAUGCAUCAAUUUUCUGUUGUUUUUCUGGUCCUUUACCCCUGUUUUCCUCUUAUCUGGUUUUCACGUAAGCCAAAAUUGUUGGAAAUAGGACAGUAACUUCUAUUUGACAAGAAUGCUUAACUAAAAUGAUUUGAUGGUGUGAUGAUACUGUUAUUCACCAGGAUCAGUAAUAAAAUUAACAAAUAUUUAACACAUGACAAUUGGUAUAGAAUCUGAAUAAUGCUGCAUGUGAUUAGAAGUCUCACUCAAUAACAAAAAUUCAAUUUAUCAUUGCAGACAGCAACACACUUAAUCUCUUUACUUCAUUCCAUUGUAGUGCUGAUUUCAGACAAAUUUCAUCACACUUUCCUAAAUAAACUUUAUAGUACCUCUACUUUGAUUGAUGGCUUAUAAAUAACAUGGUGUGUAAAUUCUUACAAAGUGAUAACAACUGUAUACUCCAUUUAUUGAGAAAUGGAACACAAAAAAUUUACUUUGUAUCUCCAAAGAAACAGUGACUCACACAAAUGUUACUGCAUUGUGGAAAAAGGCUAAGCUUAUUGUGCAUGUGAGCAUAAGGCUGUCAAAUUCGAGGGGGUUUUCUUUCAUGCAUAAAUUUAAUGUUUCAGAUAAGAAAAAUGUUAACUUACAAACAUCUACCCUCAGCAACUGUAAGGAGACUGGCUUACUCAAACUAACUUCAGUAGCAAUGAUCAGAUUCAUUUGUGUGUCUGCUUUUUCAGACCUACACCAGAGAAAGACUAAUCUUGGUGUACUAAACCAACUAGGAUUUUAAAUGGUGAAUCUGUAGAUUUCUUGAACAGAGCUCUUUCUGUCAGUCAUUGUUAUUAGGAAUCUGAAAAUAGGAUACCAAUACUGUAAUGAGUUGUCUCCAAAAAUAUUAGUGUGUGUCUGAUAAAUAAUUGCAGUCAUUUUUCAAUCAUUAAAAAAAUUGGCCUGCAGCAUCUUUGAAACUAUUAUGCAGGUUGAUACAAACAAAAAUGGAAACUAAUGUUCAGUUUAAAACUGUGUGCUACUUUUGUGUGGCUAAUAAGCUAUUUUUCACAAUAUGAUUCUCAACCACUUGAAAAUCAAAACAAUUCAAAAUUAAAUUAUUUGCCAUUGUAUUUUUAUUAUCUUAUGUUCUCAAAAUUACAUUAGCACAAUCAGGUAAAUUUAUGAUGAUGAGCUAAAUAAUACUACCUGCUGAUACAUUUUUAACAUUAGAUGUGCAUAACUGGUGCUGUUUCAUUGUGUCUAAGUGUAUUUUUUUAAAUACUACAAUGAUAUUUAUGUUCUUCCUGAUGUUGAGUGCCAAAUAUUUCUAAGAAAUUUUUUGAAAUAGUAUGCUUUGAAGAAAUUUAAAUACAUGUGACAGAUAUACUGCAUAUGUUAAACACGAAUUACUGUUCUUCGGUUUUGAGAUUCAUGUUUACAUUAUUUUGUAUAUGUGAAUCUUUACUACAGUAGUCAAAUAGUAGCGUUUAAUACAAAGACCUAGUUUACACAAUCAAAAUAACAGUAAAAAUUAGUAUUGGAUAAUGUAAUUCCUAGCUUCAGUAUGGAAUCUGUUUAAUGUUUAAAAUUAAUGACUGAAGAAUUUUUGAAAUGCUAUGCUGUGAAAUAACAGAAUUUGGUUUGAUUCAGAAAAAAUGCUCAUCAUCGUGAAUACUUAUGUAGCUGCCCAACAAUUAUCUGAAUUUCAUCACACAAAUUGCCAGCUCCAAACUUGUGAGUCAGUAUUUCACUGUAAUUCCUGUUAUGUUUAAUAACUUAGCAUGUUAUAUUAAGCAGAAACAAGUUAUCAAGUUACCUGGAUUACUUGUUCAAUCUAUGUCUGAGAAGAUAUUUUCAUUAUAUUGGUGUUGAUAUGACUGGUGCUUCCAUUUCUUUGUAACUGGCUGCACAAUAGGAACUCUAAAGUGGCCAGAUCCAAUAAAAACAGUGGCUACAGGCAUAGUUAUGCACAUCCAUUACUGAAAUAUCCCAUGUAAUGUAAAAAGCAUUGUUAAAUAAAACAGGUAUUCUGCACUGAAGUUAGGUAAGAAUGGCACUGAAACUUAAGACUUGGAACUAAUAUCUUCUGUCAUCACUGCUCAUGUAAAAAUGAAAGUGCAAUAGAUUAAAUUUUAUUUUGUUAUGUAAGUGGUUGUGAUAAUUUUGACAGGAAGAUGCCAUUUAUAUCUUGUCAAUAUGUGCAAUAUUAGAUUUAGACACAGUUGUGUUUGCUACAUGUUUAGUUACUAUAUGUACGUAUAUUAUAAAACUUUUACAGGGUUGUUUUCUUAUUAUUGGAAGAUUACUGUAUUGUUAUGUUUAACUAUCAUUCAGUGCAUUCUGUAAUUCAGAAACUGUGUACCUUCUCGUCCUCAUGGACAGAGCAUUCUGUAAAAAAAAUGACAGAAGACAGAGAGACACAGGAUGUAUUUUAGCAUAUUCUUGUGAUUUUUCAUAUACCUGAAUAUAAGAGAUUAACAAUAAA
Messenger RNA from Schistocerca cancellata (South American locust), 9120 nucleotides. RefSeq lists its product as uncharacterized. The coding region runs from base 1 to 3078 and encodes 1025 amino acids. The record is from RefSeq and is a predicted model, not a curated record. Gene Ontology annotation, molecular function: phosphotyrosine residue binding. The transcript is spliced from 17 exons. Lineage: Eukaryota; Metazoa; Arthropoda; Insecta; Orthoptera; Acrididae.